Messenger RNA from Mauremys mutica (yellowpond turtle), 1690 nucleotides. RefSeq lists its product as uncharacterized. Bases 14 to 673 code for a protein of 219 amino acids. The transcript is spliced from 3 exons. NCBI's taxonomy places the organism in Eukaryota, Metazoa, Chordata, Testudines, Geoemydidae. The record is from RefSeq and is a predicted model, not a curated record.
AGAAGUCCGGGGCAUGGGGCCAGCCACGGGGCUGCUGCUCCGUAGCCUCCUGCUGUUGGCACUAGGGGGUCUGCGGCUCUCCUCCGGCCAGGUGCAGCUGGAGGGCUUGGUGGGUGAGUCCGUGUAUUUCCCCGCCCUGCGCCCCGUGGCCAGAGACAUCGUCCGUGUCCUGUGGUUUUCGGAAAGGCAGGGCACUCACAUCGCAGAGGCCAAACCCCAGGGCCAGGCAUUCAACGUCAAUUUCUUACCCAACUUCAGCAACCGGCUGGCGAUCCACGCCGGGAACCUCUCCCUGGAGAUCCGCGAUCUGCGGCUGGAAGACCAGGGGCCGUACCGCACCGUUGUGGAUAUUGCCUCAGACCCUACCAAGCCCAGGGCGUUCUCCUAUGAGCUGUCAGUGCGAGAACGUGGGCAGGAAGGAGACAGGGGCAAAGGAGGAACCACGGACCCGCCAGGAGGUGGAGAACGGAGGACAUCGACGGGCCCCCCAGCAGGAGGAGCGCCCGUGACCACAGCCGGGAGGACAACGCUGGCGGGAGGGGAUGGGGGAGGGCAGGAGGGCGGUGGGAGCCAGGGAUCGUGCCACUGCACGCUGAAGGGUUAUGUCAUCGCGGCCGUCUAUGUGCCCCUCUGCGCCGUGGUGGCUGUCGUCCACGUGAAGACGAGGAGCUAACGGAAGAGCCGGGGUCCCUGGGUGACAGAAGAGACAGGGCAGCUGCUGAGGAGGCAGGGUUGCCACCUGUCCGGGGCUAUCGCCUCUUUGUUCAUCCUCUGUCCUCCAGCACCCACUAAACACCCCCUCCCAGUACACACACAUACCUCUAGCACCCCCUAAAUACCACCUCCAGGACCCCCUCAAAUACCCCUCCCAGUACACACACACCCCUCCAGCUCCCUCUCCCCCCCCCACCCAGGAGUGCCCUCUGUUGGGAACCCGGCAGCCACUAACCCUAGGGGCAGGGGGCUUGUUCGGAGAGCCCUGGGCCGCUGUACUGGUGUUUGUACUGCAACAGCUCUAGCUCAUUGUGCCGGAUGCUGCACAGACACAUCAUGGAGAUGGUCCCUGCCCUGAUCAGACAAAGGGUCAUUAUUGCCAUGUACGGGCUACAUAGACAAAGGGCAGGAGGGGAAACUGAGGCACGGGGAGGGGAAGGUCACCCAGCCAGUCACUGGCAGUGCCAAGACUAGAAGUCAGGUCUCCUGAGCCCCAGGUGAGUGCUCUGGCCGCUGCAGGCGCUCACUCGGGCCUGUAGUCUAUAGCUACCUCCCAUGGAGCCCACCAGGACUACUCCCUUAUAUCCUUCUGGUCCGAGUCCACCACCAUAUAACAUGAUGGGAUCUAAAUUAGCUGUUACCCCUCACAAAAGGGAUCGUGGAGUCAGUGUGGAGAGUUCUCUGAAAACAUCCACCCAAUGUGCAGUGGCAGCCCAAAAAGCGAACAGAAUGCUGGGAAUAAUUAAGAAAGGGAUAGAUAAUAAGACAGAAAAUCAAUUCAGUUCAAUUCCCUUUCGUUCCCAGGGAAGCAGUGACAUCUGUAGGCCAGAGCAGGAGGAUUCAGGAGUCCUGGAGUUUGCAUAAGCAGCUCCACGUGCACCCCUGAGCGAGUCACCUCCCCAAUUUUCUGUGCCUCAGUUUCCCCUGCUGUCAAAUGGAUGCUAUGAUGUGUUUACCUGCCCUCCCAAGGGUGCUG